Messenger RNA from Amphibalanus amphitrite, 3532 nucleotides. RefSeq lists its product as uncharacterized. The transcript has 4 exons. Gene Ontology annotation, molecular function: heme binding; peroxidase activity. NCBI's taxonomy places the organism in Eukaryota, Metazoa, Arthropoda, Thecostraca, Balanomorpha, Balanidae. The record is from RefSeq and is a predicted model, not a curated record. The coding region runs from base 383 to 3532 and encodes 1049 amino acids. Gene Ontology annotation, biological process: response to oxidative stress.
GUCCUAUGCUGCCCUCCAGCUGCUGCUGCUGCUGCUGCUGCUGACACUCCUGGUGACCGUCUGCAGAGGGGGACACCAGCGGCGUCACCAUCCUCAGCCGGACUUCGCCACCAGACUCUCAGCCCUCUGCACGGCCCCCGCACUCUGCCCCCUCACUGAGCCCCGCUAUGUGGCCGCCUGCUCGCUGCCCGACGGCUCCCGUGGCGCCAUCUGCGCCCCUCAGUUCACCUCGGACCGACCUCAGCGCCCUCUGCGUGGCGGCCAGUCCCAGCUGACGGUGGAGAGGUCGGCGCUCGCAGCGCCCCCUGGAUCGUUCUCCGGCCCUGCCGCAGAGCGGCUGUCGGCACAGGCCUGGGCGGAGCUGCAGCGACUGGAGGAGGGGAUGAUGGCGGACCUGCACCGCGCCGGGCCGGCCCCCGCGGACCUGGCAGAGGAGAGAGGGUCGGAGGAGACAGAGGAGGAGAUCCAGGAGAUGGGCAGGAUCGGUCUGCAGAGAGUCGUCACCGUACAGGCGGUCGGCAGCCAGACACACUUGUAUCCUGUCGAACGCUGGAUAUCUCCGCAACAAAUUCCCGGAUGUACUCCAGCCAGGAGCGUCAAUUGUGACGUCACCUUCUUUAACCGGUCCCUCAGCGGGGAGUGCAACCACCCUCAGAGGCCGUUCCUGGGCCGAGCGCUGACUGGUCUGGGCCGGCUCAGCAGCGCCACCUACGAGGACCGUCUGUACACGCCUCGCUCGUCUGCCGGGGACGGUUCGGUGCUGCCCUCUGCAGACGCCGCCGGCUCCCUGGUCUUCCGACACCGUUCACAGCACCCUCUGACCAAAUGGGCCGCCCUUUGGACGGAGCUACUGCAGCGGGACCUGGCGCGCCUGAGCACCCUUCGUCUGCCCAGCGGCCGGAGACCCGACUGCUGCACGGAGCAGCACCCGGCCUGCCUGCCGCUGACCGUGGUCGGACGGUGCGUCAGCUUCGUGCGCGCGCUGCCGGCGCCCGAGCUGGACUGUGUGAUGCGGCCGGCGGCGCCGCUGUCUGCCGCCUCCUCCUACCUGGACCUGGAGACGUUGUACGGCAGCUCCGAGGAGGCCGGCAGGCAGCUGAGGGAGCUGAGUGGAGGGCGACUCAAAAUGAGCUUUGAGUCUGACUCAGACCUCGGUCUGUCUGAGACACUGCCGUCUGAUGCCGAUAAAUCCGCUGAAGACUCGUCUCGAGAACAGAGAGCCAUUGGACUGGGAUCACUCAAAACAGGCAACAGAGACCAUGCGACUGGUAGAAGUAUUUUACCACGAGACUCUGCCGCAAAGCCGCGGUGGAUACGAUUCGGAUCGAAAUCGGUGAAGGAAUUUAAAGAUAGCUCAGCUACACAGUCAGUUUCUAAGCCAACUGUUAUUUCCAUUUCAAGUCAGCAGUCUACUCAAAAUUCAAAUGAUGGCGCCAAGGCAGACCCCAGGUUUAUUGUAAGGGGAGAUGUUGUUCCAGAUCAUCUUAAAAAGGAGCAUGAUUUGUGGCUGCUCAAGGAUGCUGCUGGACUUCACGGAGAUUCGAAAUGGGAGGAGCCCAUUGUUAAAUUAUCAGAUGACAAUAUCGAACUACCCGAGUCUGCAGAUUCCCCUAUCGUAGAGCUAUUGGAGGACAAGUUGCCUGGUCCGGUCAAUCCAAUUUGGCCAGAGGGUGACCUAAGUUUGCCGGAAGAUGGAUUUGAUCUGUCAGAGGGCAAUUUAGGGCUGUUGGAAGAAGACUUUGGUUUGUUGGGUGGCAGCACAGCAAUUCUCGAAGAAGAAUUACAACUGUCUGACAGUUUAGGACUGGAGAACGAUGGCUUUGGUCUAGGUAAUGCUGACCUUUGGAUGGAAGACUGCUUAUGGGCAUGGAAGGAGAAUUAUUCAGGAUUUUUGAAAAGUGGCGCACGCUGGCUGAGAGAUGAUGUGAAAUGGAAAGAAAAACUUGGGUCUAAAAAGCACCCGAAUAUUGCAGAAAUCUUGAAACUGUUGCUACGGUGCAGAAUAAAAGGUGAGAAAGGCAUGAAGGGCAUGAAAGGACCACCCGGCGAGCGGGGGCCUAAGGGCUGGAGGGGAGCACCCGGGAAGCGUGGGCCUCCCGGACGGGACGGGAGGCCCGGUGUGCCGGGACAGAAGGGAGACCCGGGCAUGCCGGGCCCGCCUGGCGUUGGCAUUCCGGGCCCGCAGGGGCCUAUGGGACCGGCCGGACCCAAGGGAGAUCGCGGAGAGAAGGGUCACCCGGGACCCGUGGGACCCAAGGGGCCCAAAGGGAAGGACGGUAUAAACGGUGUGCCUGGCACCCCAGGGACUCCCGGGGAGCCGGGGCCCCGCGGAGACUCCGGCGAGCCGGGAGUGAUGGGCCCCCAGGGACCGGUCGGACCCAGUGGAACAGACGGUCAGACGGGGCCCAUCGGACCCGCGGGUCCCGCCGGACCGAGGGGCCUACAGGGACCCAUGGGUCCGCCCGGCGAGCGGGGUCUCAACGGACUACCGGGCAGACCCGGCGAAAAAGGCCACCAUGGUCUCAAGGGAGACGACGGGCCGCGGGGUCUGCCGGGUCCGGCGGGCGCUCCGGGUCGGGACGGGCCGGCCGGACCGCCCGGAGUGCCCGGUCUGCCCGGCCGACCCGGCCCCCCGGGCCCGCCGGGACCGCCGGGACCAGUCCAGUACAUCGUCCAGCGCAGUUCACCGGGACCCAGUCAGGUCCUCGUCCCCAGAGUUACACUUCACGACGUCAUGCGGAACUCAUUUAGCAGGCUGUUCAGCGGACGGAGUCUGGAUGCUCCUCUUGAGCUCGAUCUUAGCGCUCUCGCUGUCCACACCCCGGUGGAACCCAUGUCUGAUCCACUGCUGGAUCUACUGAGACACGAGCACAACAGGGUGGCAGAGAUCGUCCGCACCAAUCACCCCCUCUGGGAGGACGAGCUGGUGUUCCAGACGGCGCGCCGGGUGGUGAUCGCCCAGUGGCAGCACAUCACCUACAGAGAGUAUCUGCUGCACGUGCUGGGCACCUCUGCCGCCGCAGAGACGGGACUGGGAGGUCCGUUCGGGGACGUGGCCGACCCGACAGUCAGCGUCGAGUUUGCCGGGGCAGCGAUCCGAUUCUGGCAGAAAGUCCCCGAGGUGCCACAGCGUCGCUCAGUGGCAGACUGGAGUGACCUGGCGGAUGUCAUGGAUCCUCCAGAGCUGGAGCAGUUGCGGAGCACCUACUCCAGUCCCCAGGACAUCGAUCUGUGGGUGGGUGGCAUGCUGGAGAGUCGCGCGCCCUCGGCCAAGGUGGGCCCCACCUUCCAGUGCGUGAUCGCUGACCAGUUCCGGCGGCUGCGGGAUGGCGACCGGCUCUUCUACGAGCGCAGCCUGAGCGGAGAACAGCUGCGGGAGGUGCGCAAGGCCAGCCUGGCGCGCCUGCUCUGUGAUAAUCAGGAGGGUCACCGCUUGGCGGCGCCACUGUCGCUCGAACCGCUCGGAGGUCAGAAUCACAUGGCGCUGUGCUCGUCAGAGGCGAUUCCAAGACCCGACCUGAGUGUCUUUUGA